Messenger RNA from Pipistrellus nathusii (Nathusius's pipistrelle), 2775 nucleotides. Lineage: Eukaryota; Metazoa; Chordata; Mammalia; Chiroptera; Vespertilionidae. The record is from the annotation of a GenBank genome assembly.
AUGUGGGCCGGACUGCUCCUGGCGGCGGCCGGCGUCGCGCUCCUGCUGCCCGGGGCCUCGGCCCGCGGCUACACCGGGAGGCAGCCGUCCGGGCACCUGGGGACGGAGAGACGCCAGCUGGGCCCCCACGUCUGCCUCUCGGGGUUCGGGAGUGGCUGCUGCCCAGGCUGGGCGCCCUCCAUGGGCAGUGGGCACUGCAUCCUUCCCCUCUGCUCCUUUGGCUGCGGGCGUGGCAUCUGCAUCGCUCCCAACGUCUGCUCCUGCCAGGAUGGAGAGCAAGGGCCCACCUGCCCAGACGCCCACGGGCCCUGCGGGGAGUAUGGCUGCGACCUGGCCUGUAACCACGGUGGCUGCCAGGAGGUGGCCCGAGUGUGCCCCGUGGGCUUCUCGAUGACGGAGACGGCGGUGGGCAUCAGGUGCACCGACAUCGACGAGUGCUUAAGCGCCUCUUGCGAGGGCCACUGCGUGAACACGGAAGGCGGGUUUGUGUGUGAGUGCGGGCCGGGCAUGCAGCUGUCCGCCGACCGCCACAGCUGCCAAGACACGGACGAGUGCCUGGGGACCCCGUGCCAGCAGAGAUGCAGAAACAGCAUUGGCAGCUACCGGUGCUCCUGCAGACCCGGCUUCCAUCUCCACGGCAACCGGCACUCCUGUGUAGAUGUAAACGAAUGUCGGAGGCCACAGGGGAGGCGGGUCUGCCACCAUGCCUGCCACAACACCGUGGGCAGCUUCCUGUGCACCUGCCGGCCUGGCUUCAGGCUGCGGGCCGACCGGGUGUCCUGUGAAGCGUUCCCGACGGCCGUGCUGGCCCCAUCCGCCAUCCUGCAGCCCCCGCAGCCCCCGCCCAACAUGCUGCUGCUGCUUCCCGAGGCUGGCCGGCCCGCCCUCUCCCUGGGACGCCCCCCUCCUUCUGGGGCUCCCGGGGCCCCAGCGGGAGUCCGGACCACCUGCCUGCCCUCUCACCCCUCAGCACCACCGGCAGCCUCCCCUUCUGCCCUGGCGAGGCUGCUGGCCACCCCGAUGGCCACCCCAGUGCCCAGCGUCCCCCUGUUGGGGACCCUCAGACCUUCUUCACAACCGCACGAGAGGGCGGGGGUUACCCCUUCCCCCCCUAGGGGCCCCACGGCCCCACAGCCCACUCCAGGGCCCUCUGCCUGCUGGCACCUGGGAGCCACGUACGAGUCGGGGAGCCACUGGACAGCGCCCAGGUGUUCCCAGUGCUGGUGUGAGGACGGGGAGGUGACCUGUGAGGAGGCGCCGUGUGAAGCUGCUUGCUCCCACCCGAUCCCUGCCGGGGAUGGCGGCUGCUGUCCGUCCUGUGCAGGCUGUUUUCACAGUGGCAUCGUCAGAGCCGAGGGCGCCGUGUUCUCCCCUCCCACGGAGAACUGCACUGUCUGCGUCUGCCUGGCUGGAAAUGUGUCCUGCAUCUCUCCCGCGUGUCCUCCCGGCCCCUGUCAGACCUCCCCGGAGUCGGACUGCUGCCCCUGUGCUCCAGGGAGGUGCCAUUUCCAGGGCCGGUGGCAUGCAGACGGGGCCGUGUUCAGUGGGGAUGACGACCAGUGCACCACCUGUGUCUGCCAGGACGGGGAAGUGGAAUGUGCCUUCACUCCGUGCCCGGAGCUGGACUGCCCCCGAGAGGAGUGGUGGCUGGGCCCGGGGCAGUGCUGCUUCACCUGUCGGGAGCCCGCGCCCAAGACAGGCUGCUCGCUCGAUGACAACGGGGCCGAGUUUCCGGUGGGACAGAUCUGGUCGCCCGGUGACCCCUGUGAGUUAUGCAUCUGCCAGGCAGAUGGUUCCGUGAGCUGCAAGCGGACAGACUGCGUGGACUCCUGCCCUCACCCCAUCCAGAUCCCGGGACAGUGCUGCCCGGACUGUUCGGCAGGCUGCACCUACAGAGGCAGGAUCUUCCACAACAACCAGACCUUCCCAUCCAUGCUGGACCCGUGUCUGAGCUGCAUCUGCCUGCUGGGCUCCGUGGCCUGCUCGCCCGUGGACUGCCCCAUCGCCUGCACCUACCCUUUCCACCCUGACGGCCAGUGCUGCCCCGUGUGCCGAGACUGCAACUUCGAGGGACGGAAGGUGGGGAACGGCCAGGUGUUCACCCUGGACGAUGAGCCCUGUACCCAGUGCACGUGCCAGCUGGGAGAGGUGAGCUGUGAGAAGGCGCCCUGCCCGACUGCCUGUGCGGAUGCUGCCUCGCCCCCUGGGAACUGCUGCUCCUGCCCAGAUUCCCUGGAGGAUGGGCAGGAGCCGCCCCCUCCUGCAGACACGGCCCUGAGUCCCCGUGGAGCCCCCCAGGACCCUGCCACCUGCAGCUCCUGCCCAGGGCCCCUGGCAGCCCAGCCUCAGCAGCCCACACCCUACUUCCUCCAGCUUGUCCUGAGAACCAACGUGUCCAACCUGCAGACUUUGUCCCGGAGCCCCUCAGGAAACCAGGCCUCCCCACCACCCUUCGACGGACCCUCCCUGGGGCCUCCCACCCCCCCAGGAGCCUCCUCUCUACCUCCCGCCUCUCCCGGGGCUCCCGCUACUCCGGAGCCUUCAGCCACGGCCUCUGGGGCCCACACAACGUCCAGGUGGCCUGCACUGCCCCCUGCCGUCCUGCUGGGGGCUCCAGCCCUCUCCACGGCAGACCCGAGCCCCCCAAAGGCCCCCCCCACCCGCCAUGGCCUCUCUCCCACCACCUCCGGACUCUCUGCGGUGACCGUGACCGCCAGCCCUGGCGCCCUGCAGCCCCCAGCCACGAUUGCGAGUGAAGAGGGGCCCGCUGGGUGA